Erigeron canadensis is the source of this 2739-nucleotide messenger RNA. RefSeq names its product putative disease resistance RPP13-like protein 1. Gene Ontology annotation, biological process: defense response to other organism. The transcript has 2 exons. Lineage: Eukaryota; Viridiplantae; Streptophyta; Magnoliopsida; Asterales; Asteraceae. The coding region runs from base 1 to 2739 and encodes 912 amino acids. Gene Ontology annotation, molecular function: ADP binding. The record is from RefSeq and is a predicted model, not a curated record.
AUGGCUGAAAUCAUUGUUAGUGCUGUUGUGACUCUGCUCAUUGAGAAGCUCACAGCUGAGUUGAUGAACCUUGCACGAUCUGAAGGACUCGAAACUCAGCUAAAGAAACUCAAGCAAAACUUUCUCCUGAUUGAAGCCGUGCUUGCUGAUUCAGCCCAGAAACAGAACCAGAAACCUGUUGCAUUGUGGCUGAUCGAGCUCCAGGAUCUGGCUUAUGACAUAGACGAUGUGCUUGACGAUAUGGCUACCGAAGUUCUGAGGCGAAAGUUGAAUCAUCAAGUGUCACAUGAUAGCACCCGCGCUAGUUGUAGUAAGUUAUCGAAAUUUGUCCCAACUUGUUGUACUAAUAAUUUCAGUCCUCGUAACUUCAUGUAUGGACGUAAGAUUAGAUCUAAGUUAGAUGAGGUUAACACUAGAUUGGAUGAGCUUGUUGAGCAGAAAAAUAAGCUAGGUUUGGAUUUGAAUGUGAAACUUGAAAGAUCGAAUAAGAAUAAAUCAGAUGUACGAUUCCAUCAAACUUCAUCUGUUAAUGAGUCCAAAGUUUUGGGUCGGGAAAACGAUAAAGAGGCAUUGAUUGGGCGGUUGCUGGGGAACGAAGAAGCGAGCAGUAAUCAAAAGGUGAUCAGCGUUGUGUCGGUUGUUGGUAUGGGUGGCCUUGGAAAAACAACUCUCGCCCAACUUUUGUACAACGAUAAGAGAGUGAAGGAUCACUUUGAACUCAUGGCAUGGGUUUGUGUUUCCGAUGACUUUGAUAUGUUCAAUAUCAGUAAGCAAAUUUAUCAAGCUAUAGGAGGGGAACACAAAGACUUUGCUAAUCUGGAUCUGCUAUCUGUUGCCCUUAAAGAAAAACUUGCAGGGAAAAGGUUCCUUGUUGUUUUAGACGAUGUUUGGAAUGAAGAUGACAAGAAAUGGGAUCUUCUUAGAAGUGCUUUUGAUGUGGGGGCACAUGAGAGUAAAUUUCUGGUGACCACGCGGAACAAGGAGGUUGCAUCAGUGAUGGACUGUUUUCAACCUUAUAUACUAGAGAUUUUAUCAGAUGAUAUAGCUCUAUCUUUAUUUGCUAAAUCUGCACUUGAUGAGCAAAACUUUGACAAACACCCAUCACUUAAAUCCGUUGCUCAAGCAAUCGUUAAGAAGUGUGAUGGGUUGCCCUUGGCUUUGGUAACUCUUGGGAAGGUCUUGAAACGAAAAGAAAGUGAUGAUGAAUGGGAGGCAUUGCUGAAUAGCGAAAUUUGGAACCUAGAUGAUGAAAGUGGCAUUCUUCCGGCUCUCAAGUUAAGCUACUAUGACCUCCCUUCGCAUCUAAAGCAAGUGUUUGCAUAUUGCUUCUUAUUUCCAAAGGACUAUGAGUUUGAAAGGAAGAAACUAGUCCUAUUGUGGAUGGCACAAGGGUUUGUGUCCCAAACAAAGGGCAAAAAUCAACCAAUUGAGAGUUUGGGUGACAAGUAUUUCGAAGAGUUACUCUCAAGGUCCUUUUUUCAGCCUUUUAGGAAAGAUGGAUCACGGUAUAUAAUGCACGACUUGAUGAAUGACUUGGCCACAAGUGUUGCAGUAGAGUUUUUCUUUAGGUUGGAUGAGAAUAUGGAGUUAAACGAUAGGAAUAAAGCUUAUGAAAAGUUUCGUCACUUUUCAUUCAUAGGUCAACAACGAGUUACAGAGCAUAAAAUGUUCAAGGAAUUACACAAAGCAAGAUGCUUGCGAACGUUCUUACCAUUGUCAGUUGGUCGGUGGAAAUUUAUAACAUUGGACAAUGUUACUUUAGAUUUACUCUCCCACUUAAACUUCCUAAGGGUGUUAAGCUUAACGAAUGAGUCAAUCACAGAGGUACCACGUUCCAUUGGUAAUUUGAAGCAUCUAAGGUACCUCAAUUUUUCAAAUACCGACAUCCAAGGAAUACCCGAACAAGUGAGCGAAUUAUAUAAUCUACAAUGCUUGUUGGUUGGUGACUGUUAUAAGUUAUCUAGCUUGCCAGUGAGUUUUGUAAAGCUAAUAAACUUGCGACAUCUUGACAUGACUUAUACUCCGUUAUUGAACAAGUUGCCUUUGGGGAUCGGUGGAUUGACGAGUCUACAAACAUUAUCCAAGGUUAUCAUAGAAGAAGGUAACGGUUUUAAAAUAUCUGAGCUUAAGGGCCUGUCAGAUCUCCAAGGCGAGCUUUCCAUCGAGUGCUUGGAGAAAGUGAUACAACCAACAGAUGCAAACGAUGCAAAGUUACAACAAAAAACAGGUCUUUAUGAACUGAAUAUGAGAUGGAGUGAUGUUUUCGAUGGUUUUCGGGAUCCAGCUAUUGAAUAUGAGGUACUUGAAAGGCUAAGGGCUCCCUCGAAGCUGAAAACACUGCGCAUUUUAUUCUACGGUGAAUUACCAACGCUUGGGCAUCUAAGUUCACUUCGGAAGUUGUAUUUGAGUCGUAUGAAAGCGGUGCAGACUGUGGGUAUUGAGUUACUAGCACAUACUAAACCUUUUCAUGGCGAUGCAUUUCCGUCACUUGAAUCCUUGGAAGUUGAGGAUAUGCAAUGUCUGGAGAAAUGGUCGACCAGUGGUGGUGACGGUGUCGAGACUCCUCGAUCAUUUCUUAGACUUCGUGGAAUUUCAAUUAUAAGGUGUCCGAAACUUGAUAAGGUAUCAUUUGGAUUGGUACCAUCACUUGAGAAAUUAACUGUAGAAGGAUGUCCUGAAGCAGUGUUGAGAGACUUGGUUGGUGGGUCUUCAUCAAUCCGUACAUUGAAGUUGGGCUGA